AUGAAAAGUAAUGUUUUUGUAGGGUUGAAGCCAGCUGUUGGAGCUGGAGCGGACUACAAGAAGAGCGGAGAUAAUUACGACUAUAUUUUGCAUCCGAUCACAAACUCUCGUUACCGCGAACGUGUGAAGAAGGUAUUUCAAGAAUAUCGGGCAGAGGUUGACAGGAAUGUGACACUUUGGGUCCCUGAACCUCAGCUGCAAGAACUUUGUAUACCACCUUCAACUUCUAAGGAAGAUUCUCCUAGCUUUAUUGGCCUAUUAUCGUCGUGGGUUGACUUAGAGAGUACGGACACUUGUGUUCGAGAACUCAGCUACCAGGUCUUAAUCAACGAGUGGAAUUAUGCCAAGUUUGUAGGCAUUAAGCAGCUGAUCCUGGCACCGCCCAAGAACCUGGCGAACUUGCAUUGUUACGCACUGAUGGUCGCGCGCCUUCUCUUGAAGUGCGACGCUGAGUCUCCGGUGCUGUCCAUCUCCCUGCCUUUUUUCGAAGACACCGAUCCGCUUUCAACGUGGGAGUUAUGGGGCACUAUACGAAAAACUUGCGGGUAUCAUCCCAGCCUGACCAUUUCACUUGCAUUGCCAAGAGACAGAACGCCUUCCUACGUGCUUCAAAGAUGGCUCGCAGAACCCGUGACAUGCCUUUUAGUUUCUUCAUCGAUUUUUGCCACGAAUCAGUACAACUACCCAGUUCUGAACAAAUUCAACCAGCAAAUUAUAUUUGAGUUUCAAAAGAUCAAUGGAAACUCGCAAGCAAGGCUCUCCGAGCUCUGUGUUAUAUUGCAUGGUAUAGAAAAAUAUGCCGCCCAGGUAAAAGGUGGCGAGCCCGCUUACCUUGAAUACGUGAACUAUUUACUCAAACGUGGAGAUAAGGUUUUAGCGGCAGAGUCUGUAAGCACACCUGGAAAAUAUUCAGAGCCUAGGAUUAUGCCGCCGCUUGACCCUUAUUCUGACGAAAUCUCAAACGCGGUCUACCACACCUUCGAGCAGGAUAGAGUGAAGUAUGAGCUAUACGGCCGAGCCAUUAAAGAGGCUUUGAAAGAGAUGAAGAUAAAUCGCAUGGCAGGAGCGUCAGCAUUGAAUAGUGCACCUGUGACAAUACUGAUUGCGGGUGCUGGCAGGGGCCCCCUGGUUGACGAAGCUUUCAAAGCUGUCAAGGAGCUCAAUAUUCAAAACUGUCAUAUGGUGGCCUUGGAAAAAAGUUCACAGGCCAUCCUUUACUUGCAGAAGCGCAAAUACGAAUAUUGGAAAGAUGCUGUCGAAAUUGUGAAAGAUGACAUGUGCACUUGGCAAAGCAGCAUUAAAAUUGAUCUCUGCGUCAGCGAGCUUCUGGGCUCAUUUGGCUGUAACGAGCUUUCGCCAGAGUGCUUGAGCAACAUAGAGAGAAACAAUUGCAAAAAAGGCACUGUAUUCAUACCCCAGUCCUAUUCGUCAUUUCUCGCCCCAAUUUCAUCCCCACUGCUUUAUCAAACUCUGAAGAAUCUGGAUGUUCCAGAUCCUUUCGAAAAGCCUUGGAUCGUUCACAGCAUUCCCUAUUGCAUUAUUUCCACAAAAAUCAAUGAGGCUUGGUGCUUUCAGCAUCCUCCUGCUACCAUCAAUGACCAAUUAACCAAGUCAGUAGUGACAGAUUUCAAAAUAAAAAAUAAAUGUGAGGUUCAUGGCCUCAUGGGGUUCUUUAAAGCUACCUUGUAUGGGGAUAUCGGCUUAUCAAUAGUGCCAGACGAUUCAACAAUCAAGUUGAUUGGAGAUACAGAUUUUAUACCUGACUCUGAGAAGCGAUCCUCAGGUUUGUACGUUAAAGGGGAGCAUACACCGAACAUGACAUCUUGGUCACCUAUCAUUUUUCCAUUGAAGCAGCCCUUAUUUAUCCCCGAUGACACUGAGCUAGAGGUUUUUAUGACGAGAAACCACAGCUCAGUAAACCGGAAAUUUUGGUAUGAGUGGUCAGUGAGCUCAUACGUAUACCUUGUCAUGUCUGACCGUUCCCCACCGUCACGUAGGCCAAUCAAUAAGCCUCCGGUGCAAUCAGGCUACGAAGAAACUUCUCAAGACAAUGGAUUCUACUCUUCACCGCCCGCUAUUGGUGUCGAAAGGGCUUUUGAACGAUUUCGGCCUUCACCUAAUUAUCUCUCGGAGCACGGUAUUAGCGGCUUUGAUGAAGAGAGCGAAGCAUUUGAGGGGGCAGAAAGCGAGAGUGGAUUUCUCGGCCACCAACAAAGUGGAUGGAAAAGUGUUAAUGACAUCCAUGGACUGGGAAUAAAGAAUCCCCCCGUUUUUGAUCUGCAUUCCCCUUUAGGACAUUCUGCUUCAGGUGAUCAUUCCGCCGCGGAAGAGUAUCACGUCCGGGUCAAAACUGGUGUUUCCGAAUUGCAUAACGUUGGUGGCAGGUUUAAUAACAUAUCACUGAGAUGA
Messenger RNA from Lachancea thermotolerans CBS 6340, 2409 nucleotides. RefSeq names its product protein arginine N-methyltransferase (gene HSL7). The record is from RefSeq and is a predicted model, not a curated record. Gene Ontology annotation, cellular component: cytosol; nucleus. Gene Ontology annotation, biological process: regulation of DNA-templated transcription; peptidyl-arginine N-methylation. Lineage: Eukaryota; Fungi; Ascomycota; Saccharomycetes; Saccharomycetales; Saccharomycetaceae. The coding region runs from base 1 to 2409 and encodes 802 amino acids. The transcript has a single exon.